GAUCCAGAACAAGACCUGGACUGCAGACAGUCAGUCAGACCAGCACUGUACAAAUGAGUGCUGGUCUGCAGGAGGUUUUAGAUAAAUAUAAGUUCAUUCAGAAAAUGAGAUGUGAACAUGUGACUGAAGGAAGUGAUGAAACAGGAAGUGGAACCCUCCUCAACAGGAUCUACACUGAGCUCUACAUCACAGAGGGACAGAGUGAAGAGGUUAACACCCAACAUGAGGUGAGGCAGCUUGAGACAGCUUCCAAGAUGGAGACCCUCCAUGACACUCCCAUCAAGUGCCACGACAUCUUUAAAGCCUUACCUGACCAACAGAGACACAUCAGAGUCGUUCUGACCAACGGCGUCGCUGGCGUUGGAAAAACCUUCUCAGUGCUGAAGUUCACUCUGGACUGGGCAGAGGGCUCGGAGAACCAAGAUGUCAGUCUGGUGGUUCUGCUCUCGUUCAGGGAGCUGAACCUGAUCAAAGAUGAGCAGUUCAGUCUUCUCAAGCUGCUCCAUGUUUUCCAUCCAACAUUACAGAAGGUCACAGCAGAGAAGCUCGCUGUCUGUAAACUUCUGUUCAUCUUUGACGGCCUGGAUGAAAGCAGACUUUCACUGGAUUUCAACAACAAAGAGCUCGUGUCUGAUGUCACACAGGAGUCAUCAGUCAGCGUGCUGUUGACAAGCCUCAUCAAGGGGAAUCUGCUUCCCUCGGCUCUCAUCUGGAUAACUUCCAGACCUGCAGCAGCCAAUCAGAUCCCUCCUUCAUGUGUUGACAGGGUAACAGAAGUACGAGGCUUCACUGACGCUCAGAAGGAGGAGUACUUCAGGAGGAGAGUCAGUGAUGAAGAUCUGUCCAGCAGAAUCAUCUCACACAUCAAGACCUCCAGGAGCCUCCACAUCAUGUGUCUGAUCCCAGUCUUCUGCUGGAUCACUGCUACAGUUCUGGACCACAUGUUGACCACAGACCAGAGAGGAGAGCUGCCCAAGACCCUGACUGACCUGUACUCACACUUCCUGCUGGUUCAGACAAAGAGGAAGAAGAAGAAGUACGAUGAAGGACAUGAGACGAGUCCACAGGAGCUGACGGAGGCUGACAGGGAAGUUCUUCUGAAGCUGGGGAGGCUGGCGUUUGAACAGCUGGAGAAAGGAAACAUCAUGUUCUACCAAGAAGACCUGGAGCAGUGUGGUCUGGAUGUCACAGAGGCCUCGGUGUACUCAGGAGUUUGUACAAAGAUCUUCAAAAGAGAGAGUGUGAUCUUCCAGAAAACAGUCUACUGCUUUGUUCAUCUGAGCGUUCAGGAGUUUCUGGCUGCAGUCUACCUGUUCCACUGUUACACCAACAAGAAGACAGAGGUACUGAAGGACUUCCUGAAAGAGAAGAAGGAGGAGGAGGAGAAUUACUCCACCCUGGAUGUCUUCCUGAAGAAGGCCAUGGAGAAAUCCCUUCAAAGUAAAAAUGGUCACCUGGACCUGUUUGUUCGCUUCCUUCAUGGCCUCUCUCUGGAGUCCAACCAGAGACUCUUAGGAGGCCUGCUGGGUCAAACAGACAACAUUCCAGAAAUCAUCCAGAGGGCCAUCAACAACCUGAAGGAGAUGAACAGUGAUGAUAUCUCUCCUGACAGAAGCAUCAACAUCUUCCAGAACAGUGAUGAUAUCUCUCCUGACAGAAGCAUCAACAUCUUCCACUGUCUGAUGGAGAUGAACGAUCACUCACUUCAUCAGGAGAUCCAAGAGUUCCUGAAGUCAGAGAACAGAUCAGAGAAGAAACUCUCUGAGAUCCACUGCUCAGCUCUGGCCUACAUGCUGCAGAUGUCAGAUGAGGUUCUGGAUGAGUUUGACCUGAAGAAGUACAACACAUCAAACCAGGGACGACUGAGACUGAUUCCAGUUGUGAGGAACUGCAGAAAGGCUGCGUAAGUCCAGGUGUGAUUU
This is a messenger RNA of Larimichthys crocea (large yellow croaker), 1922 nucleotides long. Its product is annotated as NLR family CARD domain-containing protein 3-like. The record is from RefSeq and is a predicted model, not a curated record. The transcript is spliced from 3 exons. NCBI's taxonomy places the organism in Eukaryota, Metazoa, Chordata, Actinopteri, Sciaenidae. The coding region runs from base 54 to 1907 and encodes 617 amino acids.